Penicillium chermesinum is the source of this 282-nucleotide messenger RNA. RefSeq lists its product as uncharacterized. Lineage: Eukaryota; Fungi; Ascomycota; Eurotiomycetes; Eurotiales; Aspergillaceae. The coding region runs from base 1 to 282 and encodes 93 amino acids. The record is from RefSeq and is a predicted model, not a curated record. The transcript has a single exon.
AUGUACACCUACACUCCCACCAGCCGCUUCCUCGUCCUCUCGGUCCCUUCAUCGGCCCCCUUCCACCCAGGCAACAAGUUCCUGGUCCUGUCACCUACCGAGUCAACUCCUGACAUGCGCGGCUACGACGAAGAAGUCCUGACCGAGGCUACCGCUGUCGACGCUCACUCCAAAUUGCACCGCGCUGACAGCACUUCGUCCACCUCGUCGGCUGUAUCGGACAUUCACCCGAGUGGCUACCUAUUCCUGGGCAACACCAAGUCCCGCCGUGCUUCUCAAUAG